This is a messenger RNA of Periconia digitata, 1044 nucleotides long. The record is from the annotation of a GenBank genome assembly. Lineage: Eukaryota; Fungi; Ascomycota; Dothideomycetes; Pleosporales; Periconiaceae.
AACUUGUCUUCUAUAACGGCACAGCGUGAAGAGUUGGCAUCAAUUAAACACCCAAUCAUAAACAGGCUUUCGGGGAUAAACUCGAUGAUGUCUUCCCCAAUCCUCACCUCAGACCCCACGCUCGUCAACAUUGGGACUCACUCCUUGGCCCUCUACUCACACGGCCCAGAGCCCAAAACCACAAACGGACCAGUUAUUCUUUUCAUCUCGGGAAUAGCAAGUUCCAGUCUCAACUGGGCUGCCGCAGUACGACUUCUCCCCCUCUCUCUGCGCAGUUACACCUACGAUCGCUCGGGCUAUCGCAAUUCCGAGACCUCGCCACUUACCCCAACAGCCGAGAAUAUAGCACUCGAACUCUCCCAACUCAUCGAAAAAGCGCCCAUUGCGAAUCCAAUCAUCCUCGUCGGACACUCCUGGGCCGGCGUGAUAAUUUGCGAGUUCCUCGCUACCACCGGCAAUAGCCACCGCAUCGCCGGUAUCGUUCUCGUCGACGCCAAUCAUGAAACCGCGUUGCAGGUCCUGCAAGUAAACGAUCCAGUCAUGUGGAGUGUCUUCGAGGGCGUGGAUUUCUUCACUGGCACGGGAAUCCAGGCAGAGCACAAAUUAACACAAGAUGAGUGGGACGCCUUCACACGCGACCAAGCCACGGAAAAAUCCCAAUUGACUGGGGAGAAAGAGGAAGAGCAGUACGAGACGAGUUUCACGACCUUGCAGGAGAAGCAGCUGUCUAAGCGUCAACCAUUGGCUGGUAAUAAGCCCGUGUUUGUUAUUGGAAGCUUGCGGAGUAGGGACUGGGGUGGUUUGUACAAGGCUGGUGUCGAGAGAGGGAACGGGACGAAAGAGCAAAGGGCGCAUGCCAGAGAGAUGAUAGAGACGGCAGACGGAAAGAGCGAGAGGCUUAUGAAGAAGCACCUGAAACUCUCAACGAGGAGCAAGCUGGUAUGGGCAAGGGAGAGUGGUCAUUUUAUACAAUUAACGCAGCCAGAUGUUGUGGUUGAAGGAGUGGAAUGGAUUUUGAAGGAGCUUGGAACGUCUGCGUUAUGA